UCAGUUGUGGUCCGUUCCUCGUGAAGGUAAUACACCUGGCAAACUGUCGCGACAUAGCCGUGUGGCAUAGAUGUCACAGAGCUGUGAAUUCAUCAUCUCCCAACCACCGUCCGGUCGGAUACCCGGUGUUCCUUCGACGCGCCACACGCCGAUGAAUCGAUCACGAUGAACAAGCAAGGAAGACAGAACGCGGCUUUCGUCGGAGACGAUGGGCACGCGACCACCGAAUUCGGCAGUGUCAAGUUUCAAGAAAAACCCCUCGGCUUCGAUUACGGAAUCCAGAAUGACGGGAAAUUGCCAUUAUCCUUGUCGGUUCCGGAAGAAUUGUCGGUGACGGAAAACGAAGCUGAGAGAGCAACAUGGGGCAACGGAUUGGAAUUCUUGAUGUCCUGCAUCGCGAUGUCCAUCGGUCUCGGCAACGUUUGGCGAUUCCCGUUCACGGCUUACGAGAACGGCGGCGGAGUUUUUCUGAUACCUUACAUCAUCGUCUUGUUCCUCGUUGGGAAACCGUUCUAUUAUCUGGAAAUGAUCAUGGGACAGUUCUGCAGCCGAUCGUCCGUGAAGAUGUGGGCGGCAGUUCCUGGUUUCCGGGGAGUCGGCUGGACGCAAAUGUUCUCGACGAUCGCCGUGGGAACUUACUAUUGCUCCUUGAUGUCCAUAACGCUUUUCUAUCUGAUCGGAAGCUUCCAGUCUCAGCUACCUUGGUCCACGUGCGCGAAAGAAUGGGGCGACUCCUGCGUGGAUUCGAAGGGAUCCUACAACAUCGUCGAUACGAAGCCGAUCCCGAUGGAACGAAACCGCACGAUGAUAAGCUCCGCCGAAUUAUAUUUCAGAAAAGUCGUGUUGAAGGAGAAGCGAAGCAUCGACGACGGAAUCGGGCUUCCUGAUUGGAAGCUGACCCUCUGCCUUUUGCUCGCGUGGUGCUGCAUAUUCGCUGUACUGGCACGUGGCGUGAAGAGCUCAGGGAAAGCGGCCUAUUUCCUCGCGAUCUUUCCUUAUAUCAUCAUGAUUAGCCUGCUCGUAAGAGCGGUUACGUUGGAAGGCGCGGUGAACGGGAUCGUCUUCUUCGUAAAACCGGACUGGGGGAAGCUGUUCGACGCGAACGUCUGGUACGCCGCCGUCACCCAGUGUUUCUUCUCCCUCUCGGUCUGCUUCGGCGGCGUUGUCAUGUACUCGUCGUACAACGAUUUCAGGCACAACAUAUACAGAGACGUUAUAGUCGUAACGACUUUGGACACGUUCACCAGCUUAAUGGCCGGUUUCACAAUUUUCGGUAUACUCGGCAAUUUGGCUCACGAAUUGGGCACCGAGGACAUCAGUAACGUCGUCAAAGGUGGAACCGGUCUCGCGUUCGUCUCUUAUCCAGAUGCCAUUGCCAAGUUCACCGUGCUGCCGCAGCUGUUCUCGGUACUCUUCUUCCUGAUGCUGUACGUGCUCGGAAUCGGAAGCGCCAUAGCCCUCGCCGGUUCCCUCAUCACCAUCAUCAGUGAUCAAUUCCCAAAUUGGAGAUACCUGUACAUAGUGCUUGGCACUUGCACAGUUGGAUUCUGCGCCGGCACUAUUUACUGUACACCGGGUGGACAGUUCAUGUUGGAGUUGGUCGACUACUACGCGGGAUCUUUCAUAGUGUUCAUUCUAGCAACGUUAGAGAUCACCGGUAUCUUUUGGAUAUACGGAUUGGAAAACUUUUUGGACGACGUCGAGUACAUGUUGAAGAGGAGACCGUCGGUUUACUGGAGGCUCUGUUGGGGCGUCUGUACACCUCUUUUACUUGCUGUGAUCUUAUUUUAUACUUUAGCCACUCUGAAACCCCUCACGUACAGCGGAAUCUCAUAUCCCGAUAGCGCGCACGCUGCUGGAUGGGCCAUUUGUGCCUUUGGCGUUGCCCAAAUCCCCUUCUGGAUGAUUUAUACUAUGAUCUCUAAGAGAGGUUCGAAUCUGAUCGAGACCGUCCGGUCAACUUUCGAACCAUCCUCGAAUUGGGGACCGAAGAAUUCAAAGGAGCUGGCCUCCUGGAGGGAGUUCAAAGAGACGAGGAGAAAAAUUCGAGAGAAGCGGCAGUGCUCGAAGAUCAAACAGUUCGUCUACGUGCUACUCUGCUGGGAGGAUAAAUUAGCCUAAUAAGAAAAGAUUCGCCUCGUUCGUUGUAAUUUACCUGAUUCUCAGGUAAAUCAUUAAGGUCGUCCGUCGUGAUCCGCUUGCCGCCCAAAGGAAUUCACGCGUACGCUCGCAUUCCACGAAUAAUAAAGAUCAUCGCACUGAUCCGUAGAUAAACCAAAAGAAGGAGAUCAUCGACGCGCGCGUUCGGUAAAAAUUAAUCUUGACGAGUCUUUGGUGCGACGAUAAAAUAACGAUAGUACCGCAAGAAGAUUUAAAGAAAUCUUCGUAUAGCAACGAAAGCGUUGCUGUACGAAUCUCAGUAUUAUUUAAGUGAAAUGAUUCUCACGCUUUUUCUUCACUGCCAUAGGAAUUACUCGAGCGAAUCAAAUUUUAUUUAUCGACGUUCGAACGCUCGCACGGAUCAAAUGGAUUUUAGAUUUUCGUAUCGCUUCAGUAUUUUUACUUUUGUAACAGCGUUAGGUACAACACGCAAAGUAGAUAGUAAUCAUUCGUCCCGCAAAAAGCUCUGAUAAUCGAACAAUCCUUCUUCCUCUUCCUCUUCCUCUUCCUCUACUCCUUCGAACUCGAACGUCUCCUCCUCCAUGUCCUUUUUUCAACGAUAAUGUACGAAUAUUUUUGUAAUAAUUGUUGCACCGAUUUUGACGAAUGUACGAUUUUUAUAGAAAUAUAAGCAUC
Molecule: messenger RNA, 2796 nt
Organism: Ceratina calcarata
Lineage: Eukaryota; Metazoa; Arthropoda; Insecta; Hymenoptera; Apidae
Product: sodium-dependent nutrient amino acid transporter 1
Exons: 11
Coding region: 166-2121 (651 amino acids)
Biological process (GO): nitrogen compound transport; amino acid import across plasma membrane; sodium ion transmembrane transport
Cellular component (GO): plasma membrane
Molecular function (GO): L-amino acid transmembrane transporter activity; amino acid:sodium symporter activity
Source: RefSeq, a predicted model, not a curated record